AUGAAUACUAAAAAAGGUUCUGAUAUUGUUUCUCUUUUAGAGAAGUUCAGUGGAACAAAGGCAAUAUUUUGGGAUGAACAACUCACUGGCCCCAUUGGUUUGGUGGCAGAAUACAGUUUUCUUAAGGAACUAGAUGUUGUAAAAAUGUUCCAGUUAAAACCUGGGUGCUUGCCUUCCAUAUCUGUUAAAAAUAUACUGUUCAUCACAAGACCUGAAGUUGAGCUGAUGGAUUGUAUUGCCGAUAACUUGCACAGCGAAGAAAGCCAAGGACAUUCUGCUAGUAAGGAAUAUCAGUUAAUUUUUGUCUCCCGACGAAGUGCAGUAUGUGAACAGCGGCUCAAGGACAAAGGAGUGUAUGGAACUCUUACUUCUAUUGAUGAACUGCCUGUUGAUUUUUUCCCACUAGAUAGUGAUGUCAUUUCAAUGGAACUCGAUAAUGUUUUCAAGGAUUUAUAUGUUGGCAAUGAAAUCAGCUCCUUACACCAAAUUGCUCAUGGGUUAAUGUCCCUCCAAAGUUUAUAUGGCAUUUUCCCCAACGUUGUGGCACUGGACAAAUGCCAGGAAUCUGGAAAGAUCAUCGAAGUCAUUGGUGGACUUUACGAAAUCGGUGAAAUCAUCACCAUCAAAACUGCAAAAGCUUCAACAGAAAGGAAAAUCAAGAUCAUUGAUCAAUCUUACAACAAGGUCACGAUCACAAUGUGGAGUACGAUCGCUGAAAAGUUCAUCAUAGCGGUUGAAAAAUUAGAAGACGUCGUUGUAGGAUUUGCAGGAAUUAAAAUUUCAUCGUUUUCGCGUGAAGACGGCGAAAUUUUCUUAGAUUCCUUUGAUGACACUUUAGUAUCGAUUAACCCUGACAUUCCUGAGUCCGCAGAGCGAAAACGUUGGCUGAAACAACAAUAA
This is a messenger RNA of Daphnia pulicaria, 900 nucleotides long. RefSeq names its product vacuolar protein sorting-associated protein 33A-like. Gene Ontology annotation, biological process: vesicle-mediated transport; intracellular protein transport. The record is from RefSeq and is a predicted model, not a curated record. NCBI's taxonomy places the organism in Eukaryota, Metazoa, Arthropoda, Branchiopoda, Diplostraca, Daphniidae. The transcript is spliced from 10 exons. Gene Ontology annotation, cellular component: CORVET complex; lysosome. Bases 1 to 900 code for a protein of 299 amino acids.